AUGGAAGGCUUUAGGACCAAGCAGCAAUUGACAACGAGGAGAACUACGUUGCUCGCUUCGUUGAGCCGCGCCGAGCAGUUCAUGGAACGAUACAAUGAGGAACGGGACAAACUCGAGGCAUCCAUACGCUUGGAAAAUUUGAACAUGCUUUGGCAAGCACUGGAGGAAGUACAGACGGAAUUAGAGGAUGGCGAGGAAACGAAUGAAGGUCUGGUGAGAAAUUUAAAUUUCCGAGCGCAUUUUGAGCCUAUGCUCUUCAAAAUAAAAGCUUUCCUUUGCUCUAAAAUCCCUCCUCCUAUCAGUUCACACAACGAUCUCCCUCACAACACAAACACACGGUCCACCUCCGCUCUUCACGGUCUAAAACUGCCUACAAUCUCGUUACCGGAGUUCUCUGGCGAUUAUAAAGACUGGCUAGCUUUCCACGACACAUUUUCCGCGCUCAUACACUCGAAUCCUGACGUGGCAGAUAUCCAAAAAUUUCAUUAUCUACGCGCAGCUUUAAAAGGGGAAGCAGCGCAGAUUGUUGAAUCCAUCGGAAUUAGUGCCGCCAACUACAAACUGGCAUGGGACUCUUUAACCAACCGAUACUCCAACGAAUAUUUACUUAAAAAACGCCAUCUUCAAGCGCUGUUUGAUACUACAGAAAUGGCAAGGGAGACUGCCUCAACAUUGCAUGCGAUUGUUGAUGAAUUUGAGCGACAUGUUAAGAUUUUGGGACAAUUGGACGAGCCAGUUGAUUCAUGGAGCACUAUUCUGGAGCAUCUUCUUUGCACACGUUUACACGCUGACACGUUAGCAGCUUGGGAGGAUCACGCAUCAACUUUAGACAAGCCCACCUACAAGUGUUUAAUUGGCUUCCUUCAGCGUCGCAUGCGGGUACUGGAAUCGAUUUCGGUCAAUCAACACCAUGCAAUUCCAUCCGCAUCCUCAGCAUGCAUUGGUGAUUCGGAAAAGACCAUUCAUGCAAAUAUUUUGUCUCAUGUAGCGACUGAGAAUGUUCCGUUUAAAUGCUAUGUCUGCGACCAACACCACCCCUUAAUAAAGUGUUCAAAGUUCGAACGGCUCCCGAUAGCCGAGAAAAUGAGUCUAAUGAAUGCAAAUCACUUGUGUCUGAAUUGUUUCCGUGCCGAUCACUAUGCGAGAAACUGUACAUCCAGGUACAGUUGCAGAUUUUGUAGAAGACGUCACCACUCACUCAUCCAUUCAGCAUUUGCCGAUAACUUAAGCCGAGUUAAUCAAAAUACUGUCCCUUCAUCCUCAGGAAGUUACCCAGUAACAUCGACACAAACGCGCGAUGGUCCCAUUAAUGAAUCUUCGAUGUUUUCCGCGACAACUGCCGUCAAAUUAGCGAAACCUGGCCACCAUUCACCGCUGCCUGAUGCCGAGAAGAGUAUUUUAAUGCUGACGGUGGUUCUGGUUGUAGUCGAUCGAUAUGGGAAGGAACAUUUGGCUCGAGCUUUGCUGGACUGUGGUUCGCAGCCAAACAUAAUUUCCGAAAGAAUGGUACAAAUCCUUCGGUUAAAGCGAAAAAGGGCGAAUGUGCUUAUUCAGGGAAUAGGUAACCAGCCACAACAUGUAACUCAAUCCGUUUCCACGCAAGUCCGGUUUCGCAAGGAAGAUUUCGCUUUGGAUGUGAACUUCUUGGUUUUGGAAAAGGUAACGUCAAACUUACCAGCCUGUGACGUGCUUAUUGAUGACUGGUGUCUUCCCGAGAAAUUAUUUUUGGCUGAUCCAAAUUUCAACAAACGAGCCGGAAUUGAUAUGAUUAUCGGAAACGAACACUUUUUCUCAUGUUUCAAAACAGCUGCAAGAAUUGAGCUAUCCAAUUCCCUGCCGACGUUAGUGGACAGCGUCUUCGGAUGGUUAGUUUCAGGAACAGCGACUAUAUUUCAACCCUCACAUGAAGUUUUGCAUCACUCCGUUACCACUGUUUCACUUGCUACCCUCGAGGAAAGUUUAGAACGGUUUUGGGAAACAGAAGAGCUGCCAAACCAAUCCAAUUAUUCCAUAGAUGAGCAAAACUGUGAGCAGUUAUAUGCAGCGAAUGUUGCCAGAGAUUCUGAGGGAAGAUACGUGGUGCGAUUUCCCCGCCACCCCAACUUCGAAGAAAUGCUUGGGGAGUCUAAAGCGGCUGCACAGAGACGUUUUGAAUCACUAGAGCGAAGGUUGUACCACGAUGACCAGCUGCAAAAAGAAUAUAGUAAAUUCCUUCAUGAGUACAUAGCUCUUGGACAUAUGCGCCUGGUUCCACCCCACGACAAAUUUGUUUCCAACCAAUGUUUCCUCCCACAUCACCCGGUUGUCAAAGAGGCAAGCACGACAACCAAGCUUCGCGUCGUUUUUGACGGAUCAGCCCAGACGUCAUCAGGUCACUCUCUUAAUGACGCACUGCUGGUAGGACCAGUAGUACAAGACGAUUUACUUUCAAUCAUUCUAAGAUUUCGUACAUAUCCUGUAGCAUUGGUCGCGGAUAUCGAAAAAAUGUACCGUCAAGUAAAACUAAAUACUGAUGAUACACCCUUCCAACGUAUAUUAUGGCGCUUCUGUCGGCAAGAACCAAUACAAACUUACGAACUUCUAACAGUUACCUACGGCCUCGCUUCCUCAUCGUUUCCUGCAACUAGAACCCUCCAACAGCUUGCCGAAGACGAAGGAAGGUCGUACCCCUUGGGAGGCCCAGCUCUGCGGAAAGGCUUUUACGUUGAUGAUUUCAUCGCCGGAGCUCAAUCAGUGGAAGAAGCAACACAACUACGAUCUGAGUUGAAUGAACUGUUAUCCAAAGGCGGAUUUUCUCUGCGAAAAUGGACAUCGAACAAGCUCCAGGUUCUACAGGGCCUUUCGGCGGAUGAAAUUGGAACUCACUCAUCUUUGAAGUUCGACAAGGAUGAAACUGUCAAAGCUCUCGGCAUCUCAUGGGAACCUCAAAGAGACAUAUUGAGAUUCGAUACUAACAUCAGCCAGAAAGGAAAGUUGACAAAGCGAGCAAUACUUUCCGAAAUUUCACAACUUUUCGACCCUUUGGGUCUGAUCGCUCCAGUUAUAAUACGCGGAAAAAUUCUAAUGCAACACCUGUGGUUGGAGUCCUGUGGAUGGGAUGAUGAAGUUCCCGAGAACAUAGCAACGAAAUGGAAACGAUACUCCGAGCAGCUACCAUUGCUAACUGGUUUUAGAGUGAGCCGCUAUGCCUUUCUGCCGAACGCCGAGAUUCAACUACACACGUUUGCAGACGCCUCCGAAACAGCCUAUGAAGCAUGUACAUACGCAAGAUCCGUCGACCCUCAGUGCAAUAUUUCAGUACAACUGUUGGCUUCAAAAUCUCGUGUAGCACCGCUCAAGCGGGUUACUCUUCCUAGGCUGGAGUUGUGUGCCGCUGAUCUUGCCGCAAAACUCCAUUCCAGGAUAAUCCAAGCACUGCAGAUCAACAUCGCCUCAUCGUUUUUUUGGUCCGACUCCAUGGUUACAUUACAAUGGCUGAAAUCUCCGCCAAACACCUGGAAAACCUACAUAGCCAAUCGAGUGUCGGCUAUUCAGACUGCUACCCACGGAGCGCAAUGGAAACAUGUUGCUAGUAAGCAAAACCCAGCUGACCUAGUAUCACGGGGUUUGGAGACAAGUGAACUUUUAAACAGCGCAGUUUGGAAACAUGGCCCCGCCUGGUUAUCCCUCAUCCAAGAACAGUUUCCUUCAUCGAGCAUUCCCGAUUACCCCAACGAUGGAAAAGAAAGACGAAAGGUGGUAGUUGCUAGCGCCAAAAUAGAACCACUGCACAAUCCCUACUUUUCACGAUUUUCAUCGCACAAUCGACUUGCUCGCGUUACAGCUUAUUGUCUCCGGUUUGCCCAAAGAUGUCUCAUGAAAACCCGGACCCAGUUAUCCAAUGAACCCCUACGUAUUUCGCUUACAGUCAAGGAGUUGACAAACGCCCAAUCGAUUCUCGUUCGAAUUGCUCAGCAUGAUGUGUUCAAGCAGGGGAUCAAAGAUUUGAAAAGGGACAGAACAGUUUCCAAGCAUUCCUCACUUCGACUUCUCAAGCCUUUUGUAGACCCGGAGGGAACGAUAAGAGUGGGAGAGAGGUUAAGAUUGUCUGAGCAACCCUACAUUCAUAAACACCCAGCCCUUCUACCAAGUUUCCAUCCCUAUACCCGCCUCCUCGCUAAACACUAUCACCUGAAACUUAUGCACGGUGGCGGUCGGCUUACUCUUGCUGCCAUGAGGGAGAAAUAUUGGCCAAUAAAUGGAAGACGCCUAAUGAGAAGCGUUAUCCGAGGAUGCUACCAAUGCGCCCGAGUGAGUCCUGUUCCUGCGAGUCAAUAUAUGGGGCAACUACCUCUAGCUCGAAUUACUCCAAGCCGCCCGUUCACUGCUAGUGGAGUGGACUAUGCCGGCCCAAUAUAUUUGAAACCUAUCCACAAGAGAGCAAACGCAGCGAAGGCAUACAUUUGUAUAUUUGUUUGCUUUAGUACAAAGGCCGUUCACAUUGAGUUGGUAAGCGACCUCUCCACGCCAGCCUUUAUAGCCGCGCUACGACGUUUCAUCGCCCGGAGAGGUCGUCCAACUGACAUCUUCUCGGACAACGGCAAGAACUUCGAGGGUGCCAAAAACGAGCUCAAGCACCUAUACCACUGGCUCGGAGGCAACGAAGGGGAAGCCAUUCAGCCACACUGCGCCAACGAAGGCAUCAAUUGGCACUUAAAUCCGCCAAAGGCUCCCAACUUUGGCGGUUUAUGGGAAGCUGCAGUGAAGGUUGCUAAAAAUCAUAUGUACCGCCAGUUGAGAAAUUCCCGUUUGUCAUUCGAGGACUUGAACACAGUCCUGACAGAAAUCGAAGCCGCAAUGAAUUCUCGACCAUUGGUGCCACUUUCCGAAGAUCCGAACGAUUUAGCCUGCCUCACUCCGGCCCAUUUUCUAAUUGGGUCGACAAUGCACUUCAUACCAGAAACCAAUAUAAUGGACGUUCAGAUGAGCAGAUUGAACCACUACCAAUCCAUGCAGCGUCUAUUCCAGCAAUUUUGGCAUCAUUGGCGCGGCGAGUAUCUGCAAGAGAUGCAAAAAUGCACAAAAUUAACCGGAGAAAACAAUGAGCUACGUAUUGGACGCCUCGUGGUAAUCGUCGACGAAUUUCAGCAUCCAGUGAAAUGGCCGCUCGCGAGAAUUCUCUUCAUCCAUCCAGGACCGGAUCAGCUUACGAGAGUUGUAACACUACGAACCGCUCGCGGCAUCCUAAAGCGGCCGAUCACUAAAAUUUGCUUGCUUCCUUGUGAAUCCUACGACGAGUCUGCAGCAAAUGGUUCAGCGCAUCGUGACACCAGUGUGAUGAGGCCGAUAAAUCACGAUAAUGAGCGGACGGCUUCAGUCGCUUCACGUUUACAUUGA
Molecule: messenger RNA, 5376 nt
Organism: Topomyia yanbarensis
Lineage: Eukaryota; Metazoa; Arthropoda; Insecta; Diptera; Culicidae
Exons: 1
Coding region: 1-5376 (1791 amino acids)
Biological process (GO): proteolysis; DNA integration
Molecular function (GO): aspartic-type endopeptidase activity; nucleic acid binding
Source: RefSeq, a predicted model, not a curated record